This is a messenger RNA of Calliphora vicina (urban bluebottle blowfly), 2289 nucleotides long. RefSeq names its product d4 (gene d4). The transcript has 3 exons. NCBI's taxonomy places the organism in Eukaryota, Metazoa, Arthropoda, Insecta, Diptera, Calliphoridae. Gene Ontology annotation, molecular function: histone H3K4 methyltransferase activity; transcription coactivator activity; histone binding. The record is from RefSeq and is a predicted model, not a curated record. Gene Ontology annotation, cellular component: MLL3/4 complex. Gene Ontology annotation, biological process: positive regulation of transcription by RNA polymerase II. Bases 157 to 1794 code for a protein of 545 amino acids.
AUUUAAAAAAUAUUAAUAAAAAGAAAUGGAAUUAAUAAAGAAACAAGCACUUUUGAUGUAACAAGAUAAAUUAUUCAUUUAAGAUUUAGUGUGCUCGAAAAUAUUACAAAGACUUGUUUUUAGCAUCGUACAUUGCUGAGGGAAGCCUUAAAUUUCAUGGAAACAGCAGCAAUCAUGUCGGCUCCGGAAAUUGAAGUUGUUAAUAUUAACAAUUUUGAGAAAAUACAAAAUUUCCUAAAUGAUUCAGCCUACAAGGAGAUAUUGGAGAAUAGUGAAAACUACAAUACUCGUCUGUGCAUAGAACGACGUUUGCGAAUGCCCUUCUUAGAUCCACAGACAGGCGUUGCACAGACACAUUGUGCUCUGUUUGUUAAGCAAAAACAACGUAUGCCUGGUUUUCGUGAGGGACAAAUCUAUACAUAUCCCUCGAAUAGAUGGCGUAAACCGAAAAGACAAUAUUUACUCAAUCACCAUCACAGCUAUCGUCAUUAUCAAUAUCGUGAAUCUAAUAACCAUCAUCACCACCACUACACGGCCUCAACAGGAGCUGGAGCCUCAAGUCGUGAUCACAGUGAAAAUGCAGCUUUAACUGCCGAUGGCAACUCGAUGAGUGCUUCUGGCGAUAAUGAUAGCAAAGAUUCCCAUGCGAAUGCCGAAAAGGAGGGAUGGUUCCAUGAAGAUAUCGAAAUGUCCUAUCACCACCAUGUGGAUGAUUUUGAAGAUGAUUUCGAGUCUGAUAAUGACUUUGAUGAGUCGUAUAGUGCAAGAGGAAAACGUAAACGAGGAGGUGGUGGCACUCGCUGGCGUAAAGGGAACACUUCCGUGGAUGGCACCCCCAAACGUGGUCGCAAAGGUGGCGGCACUCGUCGUCGUGGCGGUUCUAAUGCUGAAGGUGAUGGUACUGGUGAACCUAUACGUCGGCGCCGUGGUGGAGGAGCUGGUUCUAGUUCUAGUUCGGCUGUAGGAAGUACAACUGCUGCUGCGGCCGCUGCAGCCGCCGCAGUUGUUGCGGCUGCUAGUGUCGCUGUAACCAGCAUAAAUCAUUCCAAUUCGGCCUCACCAAUUACAAAUACCGAUGAUUCCUCUCAACCAGGUUUAACAUUACCAUCAAGCAUCAAUCCCCCGAUUGCAACGGCAACAACAUCCACUUCAAUACCACCACAAAUUGAUAAUUCUUCUUCGAGUCAUGCAACAGAUGCCUCCAUGGGCUUACCAACCGACAGUAAUUCAUCUGGUGCAGUGCCAGCACCACCAGCGGCCACAGCUGCGGCUGCUGCCGUUGUAGCAGCUGCAGCUGCAACCGCUACAUCACCAGUUGCAGUUGCAGCAACAGCUACAGUUGCAGCCAGCACUUCGGUGGCUGCACCUGCAGCUAUCACUGCAAGUCCUCAGAAGACCGGUGCCAAGACUAAGGUUCGUUCUAACGAUCGGGAAAUUGCACAGCCAUCUCCAUAUUGUGAUUUCUGUUUGGGAGAUCAGCGAGAAAACAAGAAAACCAAUUUGCCCGAAAUAUUGGUAUCGUGCUCAGACUGCGGCCGUUCCGGCCAUCCAUCGUGCUUGCAAUUCACUCCGAAUAUGAUAAUAUCGGUUAAACGUUAUCGUUGGCAGUGUAUUGAAUGCAAAUAUUGCUCCAUUUGUGGUACUUCCGAUAAUGAUGAUCAAUUGCUGUUUUGCGAUGAUUGUGAUCGUGGUUAUCACAUGUAUUGUCUGUCGCCACCAUUGGUUACACCACCCGAGGGUUCUUGGAGCUGUAAAUUAUGUUUGGAAGAAUUCCACAAAGGCGAUAAUAAUUAGUGUAUCUACUCAAACACAAAGUAAAUUAUGAAAUGAUAUUCAUUUUUAAUUUAUACAUGUUCUUUUAAUUUUGGUCUUUUGUACACUUAUUUUAAGUUGUAAUAAGUUAAUGAAAGUGUAUGAGUAUUUUUUUUAUACAGAUUCCAUGGCAGCUUUGUACAAGUACACAUACUAUAUUUAAGUACAACAUGUAUUUUCUUUAUUUUACACACAUUUCCUUUGUCCUUGAAGAGAAGGAUAGUAUUUUCUUUUAGUAUUCUCAUUUUUUUUAACAUGUGUUUAUUUAUUACAUUUUGUCUCAUUGCAAUCUCCAUUUUAUUUUUUCUAUUUUGGUUUAGUUGUGAGGUUUUAAGAUAAUUCCUUAGAUUUUUUGUGUUCUUUAAUGUUUUUUUUUUUAGUUUUAAUUAAGCAAUAUCAUCUUUUUAAGGAAAUCCUCUUGUAAUUUCAAUUCAAACAUAAUAAACAACUAAAAUAUCAUUAAAAUUAAAAAAUAAA